This is a messenger RNA of Paraglomus brasilianum, 495 nucleotides long. The record is from the annotation of a GenBank genome assembly. Lineage: Eukaryota; Fungi; Glomeromycota; Glomeromycetes; Paraglomerales; Paraglomeraceae.
AUUCUUAACGCGCUUGGUCUACUUGGUGGCGCAUGGACGGGGUCUCUAACAGUUUAUGCUAUUCUAUUUGGUAAUGACACCCUAAAGCCGUGGGGUUGCAUCCAUUGCUGUUGUGCUCGAAAAACUCGUUCGCUGCUUCGUGAAUCAUUCCCAACAAUGCCAUUGAAAUCUUCCAGACCAUUGAGUAGUUCAUUAUCACCGGACUCGUCGACUUCAUCAAAUGAUUUAUUACUUCAGCAACCCGCAUUGAGUCAACAACUAGACUCACUGGAAUUGUUUCUCAAAGAAUAUGUAGUUGAUUCAACAUACUUGGAAGAUUCGAACAAUAAUGAAUACUCGAACAAACUUAGUAAACUAUUGGAAAAGUUGCGGAAAAGCAAUAAUAAUAACACUACUAGUAAAGUCGAUGCUGUCCUACCACAAAUUUCACCCAGCGACAGAUCAAAUAUUCAGGACAUUUCCAGCUACCAAUUACCUGUCCCGCAUUUUACUUAA